Messenger RNA from Telopea speciosissima, 1389 nucleotides. RefSeq names its product ultraviolet-B receptor UVR8-like. Bases 128 to 1324 code for a protein of 398 amino acids. The transcript has 11 exons. NCBI's taxonomy places the organism in Eukaryota, Viridiplantae, Streptophyta, Magnoliopsida, Proteales, Proteaceae. The record is from RefSeq and is a predicted model, not a curated record.
CCCCAAAAUCCAUUUUCUCUUAUAUCCUCCUUCGCUGUACUUAUCGUGGAGUCAUUCUUUCUUCAUUUAUACACAUCUUUCUGCCUCUUAUUUUAUUCAACCAUCUAAAGCAAUCUCUUCAGCACCCAUGGCUUCCGUAAACCCCAAAAUCUUAGCAUGGGGUUCCGGAGAAGAUGGUCAGUUGGGCAUUGGCGACAAUGAAGAGAAAGAAUGGGUUUGCGCGGUCAAGGCUCUCGGGUCUGAGAGGGUUUGCUCUGUUGUCGCCGGGAGUAGAAACUCACUUGCCAUUUGUGAAGAUGGAAAACUGUUUACAUGGGGGUGGAACCAGAGAGGAACCUUAGGUCACCCACCAGAAACUAAAACUGAAAACAUUCCUAGUCAGGUUAAGGCUCUUGCUAAUGUGAAGAUUGUUCAAGCUGCAAUUGGUGGGUGGCAUUGUCUGGCUGUUGAUGAUCAUGGCCGUGCUUAUGCUUGGGGUGGCAAUGAAUAUGGGCAAUGUGGUGAGGAACCUGAGCGGAAAGAUGAUAACAGUGGGGCUCUUAGAAGGGAUAUUGUCAUUCCUCAGCGUUGUGCACCAAGGCUUACAGUUCGCCAGGUGGCUGCUGGAGGUACUCACUCUGUAGUGCUUACUCGUGAGGGACACGUAUGGACAUGGGGUCAACCAUGGCCUCCUGGAGAUAUAAAACAGAUAUCAACUCCUGUACGAGUACAAGGUCUUGAAAAGGUGAGGCUUAUUGCUGUUGGUGCUUUCCACAAUUUGGCACUAGUAGAGGAAGGGAUAUUAUGGGCGUGGGGUAAUAAUGAAUACGGACAACUUGGAACCGGAGAUACUCAGCCCAGAUCUCAACCUAUUCCUGUUCAAGGGAUAUAUGGUCUCACUUUGGUUGAUAUUGCUGCAGGAGGAUGGCAUUCCACUGCGUUGACAAAUCAAGGAGAGGUGUAUGCUUGGGGAAGAGGAGAGCAUGGUAGGCUUGGAUUUGGAGAUGACAAAAGCAGUAAAAUGGUGCCACAAAAGGUUCAACUCCUUGUAGGGGAGGACAUUGUUCAGGUUUCCUGUGGUGGUACACACUCAGUGGCUUUAACACGUGAUGGGAGAAUGUUCUCAUUUGGACGAGGAGACCAUGGACGCCUAGGAUAUGGAAGGAAAGUGACAACUGGCCACCCAAAUGAGGUGCCAAUAAACCUCCCACCUCUUAGGAAUCUCAGCGGCAGUGGCAGCAAUGGACGUUGGUGUGCUAUGCUUGUUGCUUGUGGUGGACGCCAUACUCUAGCAAUAGCCAUGUGGCAGACUGAUGAAUCAGAAGAGACAUCUGAAAUUAAGUAGAUCAAAAUGCUUACUCAAGACUAAAGAUCUAUAAACUUGUAUACUGCAGCAUUUGAUUUUCUUUU